This is a messenger RNA of Larimichthys crocea (large yellow croaker), 1502 nucleotides long. RefSeq names its product heat shock protein, alpha-crystallin-related, b11 (gene hspb11). The coding region runs from base 126 to 530 and encodes 134 amino acids. Gene Ontology annotation, cellular component: centrosome; cilium; intraciliary transport particle B. Gene Ontology annotation, biological process: intraciliary transport; multicellular organism development. The transcript has 5 exons. The record is from RefSeq and is a predicted model, not a curated record. NCBI's taxonomy places the organism in Eukaryota, Metazoa, Chordata, Actinopteri, Sciaenidae.
UAUCGCGCGACGCGAGUGGUUGGCUUGGCAACGGCGGAAGCGAGCUGGGCGCGUAAACAAAGAAACAAACAAACAAAAAUCAGUUUGUUUGCUUCACCUGAGCUUAUUAUCUUUGUCCUGUGGAGAUGUUUGACUCCUCUCUGAGUUCCCUGGGGGCUAAAGUCGUCGUGGCUUCAUCCGGCGACGAGAAUCACCCUCCUGAAAACAUCACGGACGGAAACACCAACACAUUCUGGAUGUCCACCGGGAUGUUUCCUCAAGAGUUCAUCGUUCGCUUUGCUGAAAGCACCGAGAUCUCUGCUGUGACCGUGGACAGCUACAAUGUCAAACAUCUAAAGAUUGAAAAGAACACUUCACAAAAUGCUUCUCACUUUGAGUCUGUUACAGAGAAAGAAUUUGAACAUGCAGAGGGACAUCUUCAGUCAAAUUCUCUUUUACUGAAAGGAGGCAAUGCAACCCACCUUCGUUUUAUCAUCACCUCGGGAUAUGAUCACUUUGUGUCAGUGCACAGCAUCAGUAUACAGAAUUGACACGCAUUUAUUCAUUUAAAGCCUGUGGUAUAUUUUCUGUAUAUAUGGCAUUUAUUUUAUAAUGGUUGACACAAGUAGGUCUCAUUAUAUGCUCAGUAUGUCUUGUUAACACACACACACACACACACUCUGACAUCUUCUCCCUCGUGGCAGGCAGCCGUAACAGUAACUAGGAAUCUGAUAAGAUCAUUGCAUGAUGUGUGUAUUGAUUUGGAAAAUCAAUUAAUUUCUGUCUAAACAAAAUUAAUUUUAUCAUCUUAAUCGCAGCAGUUAAGUUGCAUUCGCAGACUAAGCACAUGUUCGGAAAGUGCAUUUUCAAAAUUUUGGCCUCAAAUUCUGAAAUUAGCUUGAAGUCAUUGUCUGUCUGCUUAUUUAAUGUUAUGGAUUCACUAAUGGGCCUUUUUUUUUAUUUAACAUUCAACUGUUCCUGCUAAUUUCACAAGCUGAUAGUUGGCAAAGCUUUACAAUAUAAUAGUUGGAUUGCGAUAAAUGGUAGAAUUACUCACAAAGGAAAUUUCUCUGUGUGAGAGAUAGAGUUAAUUAACUAAUUUUGAGCAGUAGGGGCUUAAAUUGGCACCCGUACAGCCCCCCCCCCCCCAUGAGCAGAAUUUUACAUCCCCAUAGAAAUGGGGAACCGUGGGUGAUGCAGCUGGGGGGCAGGGGAACCAGAUGGUUUCCCAGCCAACCAGCGAGUCUCUAAAGACUGCGGGCCUAUUCACACAAAGUAUUCAAGCCACCUCCUGUACUUAUAUCCCCCGCACGCACACUUGCACACUAACACAGACUCCUAUCUACCUCCACUGCCAUUUCAACUUGUCGGUAGCAAAAGGUUCAGCACUGUGCGAGAACCCUUUGGGACUCCCUCUCCAAUUACUUUGCUGACUGCGGAGGAGCUCGGGGAUUUGCUGAGGCUGUGUUUGCUGUAGCUCGGUCUGUAUGCAGGGCUCGGAAUAAACCAAUAAAAAUAUGAAA